Capronia epimyces CBS 606.96 is the source of this 1080-nucleotide messenger RNA. RefSeq lists its product as uncharacterized. Gene Ontology annotation, cellular component: nucleus; cytoplasm. Bases 1 to 1080 code for a protein of 359 amino acids. The record is from RefSeq and is a predicted model, not a curated record. NCBI's taxonomy places the organism in Eukaryota, Fungi, Ascomycota, Eurotiomycetes, Chaetothyriales, Herpotrichiellaceae. The transcript has 2 exons.
AUGCGAAUCCUAUGUCUCCACGGCUACGGCACGUCCGGCGCCAUCUUGCGCAGCCAACUCGACGCCAUCAUCAGCCAGGCCGAUCCGAGCUACGAGUUCGUCUUCCUCGACGGCGAGUAUGAAUGUCCGCCGGCACGGGGCCUCCGUGGCUCAAUCAGCAGCCCGACCCUGUGCUUCAACAAGGCCUUUGGGCCGGACGAGAUCGAAUCCUCGUUGGAGCAUUUGGACGACUUCAUCGAGACCGAUGGCCCGUUUGACGGCAUCUUAGGCUUCAGUCAGGGCGGCUCGCUCGCCUUGUCGUAUCUGCUGCGAGACGCGGGGACAACAACCGGCGAAUUGAAGUCGAGUUCGUCCUCAUCAUCCUCACCAUCCUAUCCAUCCUCAAUGCCAGCGUCUUCUUCACUAGCGCCGAGCUCGACACCGUCGUCGUCGUCAUCCUCGCCAUUCAAGUUCGCCAUUUUCCUAUCCACCAUUGUUGCGUUCUCGCCUCAGCAAGGUUUCGCCGCGGACCUACUCACGCGCUUGACGACAAACGACCGGUUCAUCUUGCAAGGCUUUCCUCAUCAUAGCGAGACACGAGACUACAGCUCGAUGUCAGGACCUCCGGAGCGAGCGCUGUUCUUUGAAUCCCUCGGUUUGGUCCUUGACAAGUCGCUCUCCGGCGGGUUCAUUGCUCCCGACACAGAUUUGGGAUUGGAUUCGACGUCGUUGUCGGCCCAGCAGUCAGAGUCAGGGAUCGAGGCAGAGUCAACGCCAGCACCAGCAUCCGAGCAGGCGUCGACCUUCUCAGAGACCAACUCACAUGCAGUGUCAUACGUCCCACGCGUCCCACGCCUCAUCCACCCGGCCAUCCUGGCCCCUUCACACCGGGUCCGCAUUCCAACCGUCCACAUCGUCGGCCAUCGGGACGAGCCGGCCUUGAUCGCGCUCUCGCGCCUGAUGGAGCAAGUGUGUGACCCGAGUCUGGUGCGUCACCUCGUCCACGAUGGCGCCCACGACGUGCCGCGCUCUUUGAAAGACGUCCGGGCCUUCUGGACCGCCGUUGAGUGGGCGGUCGGGCUGGGUCAGCGCGUGGUUUGA